CUUCUGAAGCAUUACUAGAACGACUCGAUACCCCAUGAACGCGGAGAACGAAGAGCUUUGGAGCGAUCCAGAGGAAACGGACCAUGGAUCGAUGGUAUCCAUGGCCGUCCCAGAAUCACUACAUAACGCCUCUGUCCUCAGCGACGAGGCUGAAUCGGAGGACGGAGGGAGUGAGGACUCCGUCCUUUCCUACAACUUUGAGAGGGACGGCGAGAGAUUUUUCGUCCAGGAGGAAGGGAGGAGGUACAACAAGCUUAAUCGCUUGUACCCCCUUCCAGCCGAUGGCGAGGAAUGGCAAAGACUGUCGGACCUGCACGAGGUCCUCAAACUCUGUGUAGGCGGGCUGUAUCAGGCCCCAAUUACUGUGGACCGUCUGCUUGCCCACGCAGAAGGGGAGGAGAAGCACAUUUUGGAUUGUGGAUGUGGAGGCGGAGAAUGGAUGAUCGAAAUGGCGAGGAAAUUCCCUCAUGCAAAGGUUGUCGGCGUUGAUCUCGCGCCAGGGCUCAUCUGGGAAAUGAUGCCCCCCAAUUGCCGAGUGGAAUUUGAUGACAUCAACAAACCAUUGAGACAUUUCCGUGGAAAGUUCGAUGUGGUUCACGCUAGAUCGUGUUUCCUCGGUGUCGAUAAUUACGAACAAUUCCUGGACAGGAUGGUACAAUGCCUGAAACCAGGUGGUAUAGUAUUAGUCGUCGAAAGCCCGCUUCGGUUGACAGUACCGGAAGAUCUGGCAAUAAACGGCGGAAAUCUCGAGGCCCAGGUAAUCCAAAUGUUCCAGUGGGCGGAAGAUGCCAUAGAAGGCAAUGGAUCAGAUGUCAGGGCCAUCGACAACCUACAAGGGUUGGUAGAAGAACAUCCCCUGCUGGAGAAUAAGGAGUCCUUUGUUGCUACCGUCCCAGUCGGCCGAUGGGGAGGUGAGCACAUUGGUGGACUUAUGCAAGAAAAUUUUGUGAAAUUGGUGCAUGCGUUGGGACCCGUCCUCCUCAGGGCAGGGUAUCCUGCACCAAUGGUGGAUCAGUGGAUGGCAUCGGUUGAAGGGGCCCUCCGUUCCCCUUGGGCGAGGUUUACCUCGCGAUGGACAUACUGCUGUGCAUCACGGGUGCUGGAUGCAGAAGCAGACGAGGAUGACGGAGAGGAAGGAGAAUAACGUCGAUCCCUUUGUGCCCCGUGGUGAUAAAUAACUACAUACGGUGUCUGGAACCUAGAGACCUGCUAAUGCGGAGCUAUCCAUUGAGGAUGUAGGGUUGACUCCCUGUGGGAGUGCCAGCGUGCUGUAUUUCGAUGUCGCAACGAAGUGUAACGUCGACGGAUAGAGUCAUGGCUAGUCCAGCUACGGAUACUAGUAGAUGUGCUGAUCCCAAACGUACCAAAUCCAUGCCUGAUUCCUGCGUAUUAA
Molecule: messenger RNA, 1393 nt
Organism: Cantharellus anzutake
Lineage: Eukaryota; Fungi; Basidiomycota; Agaricomycetes; Cantharellales; Hydnaceae
Product: S-adenosyl-L-methionine-dependent methyltransferase
Exons: 15
Coding region: 35-1144 (369 amino acids)
Molecular function (GO): methyltransferase activity
Source: RefSeq, a predicted model, not a curated record